AGGGUGUAAUAUUAAAAAAAAAAAAAAAAAAGAAAAAGAAAAACAUAAAAUGGAACAAUGGCAUCGGGGAGGGAUCUACCAAUGGCAUCUAAAUAUGGAUUCCUGGCAUCUCGAUCUAAUCCCACGGCUCUCCUCCUCUAUUUGUUGAUAAAUAUAUACAUAUAUAUGUAUAUCCCACCAAUCAAAUACUAUAACCACCAUUCACCCACAUGAGUAUGAGUAUGAGUAUGGCUUUGGAGGCGCUUGCAAUCAAUUACCUAACUCAUACUGUCUGGGCCUGGAUAGCCUUUCUAACCGCAGCUCUUAGCUUCUGGAAGAUCAAGCCUUCGCCUUCGCCUUUGCCACCUCCUGCUCAUCCCAUCUCAACGUCAACCUCGCCACCACCGCCACUCUCCGAUGAUGAGCCUGACCCUGAUGAUCAACAGGAGGUACCUUCUUCCUCAACCACAAUAUUUUGUUCGUUGGAGAAUAGAAGAAGCGGCAAAUUCAGGGUUUACUACGAUGGUAUAGCCGUAGCAGCUAGGACUAGGAGACCAAUCAAGGGUUCCGUGCAUAAUCCUCAAAGACUAGUACUGGGUGAUCAUGGAUGGGAAGCCUUAUUAAAGUUGAAGACAGCCGAGAUGGGGUGGUACCGCUACCAGGAUUUGACGAUGUUAGACGGUAGUGUUGUUCAGUUGUGGAACUAAUUCAUCUACUUAUAGAGAGAGUAUUAUUAGUUAAUAUCUAGUUGUGUGUGUAUGUUUCAUGUCCCUUAAAUUGUACAUACAUGAAAUUGAAAUAAUAACAAUAAUAAUAAUAUGGAAAUGCUUAAUUAAGCAAUUAAUUUUGUA
This is a messenger RNA of Helianthus annuus (common sunflower), 830 nucleotides long. RefSeq lists its product as uncharacterized. The transcript has a single exon. The coding region runs from base 210 to 686 and encodes 158 amino acids. The record is from RefSeq and is a predicted model, not a curated record. NCBI's taxonomy places the organism in Eukaryota, Viridiplantae, Streptophyta, Magnoliopsida, Asterales, Asteraceae.